Stylophora pistillata is the source of this 1017-nucleotide messenger RNA. Its product is annotated as phosphate acyltransferase-like. The record is from RefSeq and is a predicted model, not a curated record. NCBI's taxonomy places the organism in Eukaryota, Metazoa, Cnidaria, Anthozoa, Scleractinia, Pocilloporidae.
AUGGGGGGGGAUAAUGCCCCCGGUGCAGUUGUACGAGGGGCUGCUCUUUCUGUUGCCAAACGCCCAGAACUAAAAAUCCUUCUUUUUGGCGACAAACAAAAGCUCUCUCCCUUGAUUGAAAAAAAACCUUCUUUAAAAGGGCGCGUUGAGCUAACUCACACAUCUGAAGUGAUCUCAGCAGAUAUGAAACCUUCUGCCGCCUUGCGUGGAUCUAAAAAUUCUAGCAUGCGCUUGGCAAUUGAAGCUGUAAAAGAGGGGCGUGCUGAUGCUGUCGUUUCUGCUGGCAACACGGGGGCUUAUAUGGCCCUUUCAAAAAUUUCACUUCGUACACUUAAAGGAAUUGAUCGCCCUGCAAUUACAACUGUCCUUCCCUCAAUAACAGGAGAUGUUGUAAUGCUUGACCUUGGUGCAAAUGUUGAAUGUUCUCCUGAAAACUUAGUUCAAUUUGCCAUUAUGGGUGAAGUAUUUGCGCGAUGCGUUUUAGGAAAAGAUAAUCCUUCUGUAGGCCUUUUAAAUGUUGGUGUUGAAGAACUUAAAGGAAAUCCUACGGUGCGUGAAGCGCACGAAUUCUUGAAAACGAACAACGUUGUCCCUAAUCUAUAUGGAUUUGUUGAAGGAGAUGAUUUUGCAAAAGGAACAGUUGAUGUCUUAGUGACAGACGGCUUUACAGGCAAUGUUGCUUUGAAAUCUAUAGAAGGAACUGUUCGCUUAGUCACAGGGUAUCUGCGUAAGAGCUUAAAAAAAUCCUGGCUUACUCGUCUCGUAUCACCUUUAUUCCUACCUAUUCUACAGUCCUUACGUCAAAAGUUAGACCCACGACGCCAUAAUGGCGCUAUCUUUCUUGGCUUGAAUGGUAUUGCUGUUAAAAGUCAUGGUGGAACAGAUGCCUUUGGUUUUUCACAUGCUGUAGGAGUCGCUGUUGACAUUGUAAACAAUCGAGUCAAUGAUCGCAUUUGUGCAGAGCUUAAAGACUCUGAUCGUUUGGCAGCAGCUAAACGAAGUAGUACUUCAGAAUAA